AUGAACGCACCACAAACGCAAUCCAUGUAUCUGUGUCUCUUCGCGUUGCUUAUAGCAACUUGUGUUGCAUCCGUGCAUAAUGAACAACCCACGCAGAAUAACGAGGACGAUCGAAAGUUUGAAGUAUUCGACGGUGUUUACAUGGGCUUCCCGCGCCAUAAUAAUACUGGGAGGCUAUUCUCCAUUGAAGUCGACACUAACAGAAGUUUAAGUGAAGGUCGAUCAAAAUCGAAAAAGCUUAUGCAGAGGAUUCUACCACUAUUCGUUAUGCCUUUCGUUCUACAGUCAGCAUUGAUACCCUUCGUAUUGGGAAUACUCAAAUUCAUGCUCAUCAAGGCAUUUUUAGUGGGCAAACUGGCGCUCACCCUGAUAAUGUUUAACGCCUUCAAAAACAAUAACUCUUUCAAAGGAAGAGAUGCGGAAAUUGCAAACGUGCACUACGGUUAUCACGGAAAUGGAUUGGAACACUACACUUCAUUACUUAACCGCUGA
Arctia plantaginis is the source of this 492-nucleotide messenger RNA. Lineage: Eukaryota; Metazoa; Arthropoda; Insecta; Lepidoptera; Erebidae. The record is from the annotation of a GenBank genome assembly.